Oncorhynchus tshawytscha (Chinook salmon) is the source of this 3093-nucleotide messenger RNA. It is a transcript of the gene slc35b2, whose product is annotated as solute carrier family 35 member B2. Bases 228 to 1550 code for a protein of 440 amino acids. Gene Ontology annotation, biological process: transmembrane transport. NCBI's taxonomy places the organism in Eukaryota, Metazoa, Chordata, Actinopteri, Salmoniformes, Salmonidae. The transcript has 4 exons. Gene Ontology annotation, molecular function: 3'-phosphoadenosine 5'-phosphosulfate transmembrane transporter activity. Gene Ontology annotation, cellular component: Golgi membrane; endoplasmic reticulum membrane. The record is from RefSeq and is a predicted model, not a curated record.
AACCUAAUUUUCCACUGAAGGGGGGGGGGGAGAUUCUUUCUUGAAGUGAACACAUAGGCAAUUGAUAAGUUGUAAAGGUACUGGGAAAGAAAACCGUUAGCUCAGGGGCGAAAUUGCUUUUAUAAUAACGAUUCCAACAGUUGAUUUGCGUCGCUACAUGCUUCAUUGCAACGAAAGCGGUUAAGUUGUUCGGCGUGUUCGCUACGCCAGUUGUUAGUGGGAGGAAAAUGCCAUCUUUUUCAUGGAGGCUUUGGCUUGGCCUGGUUCUGAUCCUCCCAUCUUCGCUGGCGGCGGACGAAGCGUUGUCGCUGCUGCAGGACUGGCAUGACGUGUGGCUGUUCCGUUUCUUCCUCAACGUGCUGGGCUAUACCACCAUCAUCAUCCCCGGCUACUUCCUCAUCACCUACUUGAAGAGGAUCAACUACCUCCAAACAGGUGUGGAUGAUCUACAAACUGGCCGAGGCAUUUUCUAUCCUGUCAUAAAGGCCUGUGUGUUUGGAAGUGAAACGAAGACAGGUCUCCUAGACGACGUGUCGCUAGCUCCCAGAAAUGAUGCGGACUCGGGCUCGUCGGCUAGACAAGCCUUCAAGUUAGUCUUCUGCGCUGCAGGACUUCAGGUGUCCUACCUGACAUGGGGUGUCCUACAGGAGAGGGUGAUGACUCGCUCGUACGGGGCUUCCACCCCCGAGGAGGAGGGCGAACACUUCAAGGACUCCCAGUUCCUGGUGUUCAUGAACCGUAUCCUGGCACUGACCGUGUCAGGCCUGUGGUGUGUCCUGUUUAAGCAGCCUCGCCACGGCGCACCCAUGUACAAGUACUCAUUUGCCUCGCUCUCCAACGUCCUCAGCAGCUGGUGCCAGUACGAGGCCCUCAAGUACAUCAGCUUCCCCACCCAGGUGCUGGCCAAGGCCUCUAAAGUGAUCCCUGUCAUGCUCAUGGGCAAGAUUGUGUCACACAAGAGCUACGAGUACUGGGAGUACCUGACGGCGGCACUCAUCUCUCUGGGUGUCAGCAUGUUCUUGUUGACGAGCACGGCAGAUAAGCACCCAUCUACGGUCACAACGUUCAGCGGCGUGGUCAUCUUGGGUGGCUACAUAGUCUUCGACAGCUUCACGUCCAACUGGCAGGACAACCUGUUCAAGCACAAGAUGUCAUCUGUGCAGAUGAUGUUCGGGGUCAACCUCUUCUCCUGCCUCUUCACCGUGGGCUCGCUGCUGGAGCAGGGCGCCUUCUUCGACUCGCUGGCCUUCAUGACACGCCACUCGGAGUUCGCAUUCCAUGCUGUGCUGCUGUCGGUGUGCUCGGCGUGCGGCCAGCUCUUCAUCUUCUACACCAUCGCGCAGUUCGGCGCCGCCGUCUUCACCAUCAUCAUGACCCUGCGGCAGGCCAUCGCCAUCCUGCUCUCCUGCUUCCUGUACGGCCAUGCCGUCACCAUGGUGGGGGGCUUUGGCAUGGCCGUGGUCUUCCUCUCCCUCUUCCUGCGUGUCUACGCCCGCAGCCGCAUGAAGGCGGGACGCAAGGUACCGCAGCCACAGGUGCAGAAGGUCUAGGAGGAGGAAUUGGAGGGAACUGGAAAAUGAACUAAAGCCACGUUUUCGGUGGCGCUUUUUCUCGUCUGUGUGUCCAGUUUGACUUUUUAAGUGUUAAUUUUAUGGGUUUCUACUUGUAUAGAAAAGGUACAGAAAGGGAUUUAAUGCCUUUUAAAGGUGUUUGACUUGACACGAACUGAGCUGUUGUCGGAGGUCAUUCGGCUAAAACAAUCAGCAGUCACAGGCGUUUUAAAUAACACGGCAACCGUCGCUUGUCCAUUUGUGUAUCUGAAACCCAGCUCAAAAGCAUACCACAUUGGCAUGUGAAAUGUAAAUAACUGAUAAUGGCUGACACCUUUUGAUUUCUGCCUCCAUGAUAUGCUUCUGGAGCAGCACUCGGAACAUAAAUUUGACAUUUGAGGUGUAGUGUUGGCGUUAGCGCUAGUACAUGAGCUGUGUACUGCAAGACUCCAGCUCUUGGUAAUGUAACAUUGCGAAUGGCACCAUAUUAAGUGGUUUAUAAGGCCUCUAUGAAAAGUUACUUUGAGAGUGAGAGAACAUGAGAUAUUGUGGUGAGCGGAGCAGGGGAUCAUCUCUGUUUAGAUACUAUAUCAAUUUUGUUUAAAAAGGAUGUCAUUAUUGCAUUGUUCUACUUUUUGGACAUGGCAUGAGACAAAUGUUCUGUGAUCAUUACUAGUCAAUGAUCAGGUAAUUCUGUUUGAAUAUUUUAUUUCUUCUGUAUAAAGAAGAUUCACUUUGGGCAGUGUUCUGACUUGAGAUCUGCCCACUUAACUUACGUUUUCGCAGAAGUCUAUCGUUGACAUGAAUGAAGGAUUUACGCGGACAUUCGAGCUGUGCAAACCCAGAUCUCAAGUCAAAAUACAGAUCAUAGAAAGUUGAUGUUUUUUGUCCCUCGUGGCUUACCAGAGUAUGUCUGAUAAGGAAUGUUACUGAUCGUGUCCCCACAGAGAGAACUAAACCAUUUUCCUCACAGUAUCACAAGAAUAAAUGUGCAGCUUACCAGCAAACCAUCAAAAAUAACUUUGCAGCAGUUAAUGUUCUAUAUUAUAUAGACCUGGAACUGUGUCUGUCACCAACACAGUGGCUACGGAAAGUAUUCAGACCACUUGACUUUUUCCACAUUUUGUUACGUUACAGCCUAUUCUAAACUGUAUUACAUCGUUUUUUUCCACCAUAAUGUCAAAGCAAAAACUGGUUUUUAGAAUUGUUUGCAAAUGUAAUUAAACAAAAUAUUAUAUUUGCGUAAGUUUGCAGACCCUGUUCAUUCAUGCACCUGAGCUCAACUUCGAGUCUCAUAGCAAAGGAUCUGCAUACUUGGGUAAAUAAGGUAUUUCUGUUUUUAAAGUUGUAUAAAUAUGCAAACAUUUCUAAAAACCUGUUUUCGCUUUGUAAUUAUAGGGUAUUGUGUGUAGAUUGACGAGGGAAAAAAACAAUUUAAUCAAUUUUAGAAAAAGGCUAACGUGACUGUGGAAAAAGGCUAACGUGACUGUGGAAAAAGGCCAACGUGACUGUGGAAAAAGGCCAACGUGACUGUGGAAAAAGG